This is a messenger RNA of Serinus canaria (Common canary), 2058 nucleotides long. It is a transcript of the gene MTFR2, whose product is annotated as mitochondrial fission regulator 2. NCBI's taxonomy places the organism in Eukaryota, Metazoa, Chordata, Aves, Passeriformes, Fringillidae. The transcript is spliced from 8 exons. The record is from RefSeq and is a predicted model, not a curated record. Gene Ontology annotation, cellular component: mitochondrion. Gene Ontology annotation, biological process: aerobic respiration; mitochondrial fission. The coding region runs from base 98 to 1216 and encodes 372 amino acids.
CUAUUGGCGGGGCUGCCGCGGUGCCCCGCCCUCGGCCGCCGGUGGCGCUGCCGGCGGCUUCGCUCUGUACGCUGCCGCGGGGGCCCCUCCGCCCGCCAUGGCGCUGCUGCUGCAGCUCCUCCGGCGGCUGCUGCGCUACCUCGGCUGGCCGCACCACCAGGCCGCGUUUUUUGAAACUCGCGUGUUUGGCAGCAGCAUCAGUCAUACUCUCGGAACAUGCCUUUCUUCAGCAGUCUCAUCAGGAGGACACUUCCAGCAGUUGUACGUUGUCAUAAGGAAGUAUCAGGCCAAGGUCACAUCUGUUUGCAAUAAAAAGGAAUAUGGAUCUACUCGAAGUGUUGUCCGUAGACUUGGGACAAUUCUUUCCUUGGAGCCCUACCCCAGACCUUAUUUUCAAUUUGUUCAAGACCCAAGUCCAUUGGGUUAUGAUGAACGAAGUGCAGCUCCAGCUCCUGUGACUCCAUCGUUUGCUGAUGUCCUGUGGGUGGCAAAUGAUGAAGGACAAACAUGUACUAGACUUAGGACUGAACUGAGGAGAAAAGAGAAAAGUACAGCUCCUCCUGAUCCAUAUCCACGUCUGGAUUCAAUACAGUGCAUUCCAAAAAGCAGUGCACAAAAAGUUGGUGUUGAUCAAGCAGCACUCCAGAAAAUUUCAGCCCUUGAAGAUGAACUGACCUUUCUUCGUGCUCAGAUUGCUGCAAUUGUUUCACUGCAGACCUUGGGAAGCAUUCCCUCACAAGCCUUUAAAACACUCAGCACUCCAGAUGGAUUUUACCCACUGCCAGCCAUGACUUCUACGCCGUUGUCCGUCUCUCACAAUUACUUUGUAAUUCCCUCGCCUCCUCCACUUCCUUCUGGUGCACCAUCUGCUGUUGAUGCUAGUAAUUCUGCACUGGAACUUAUCAAACAACGCCGAGCUGCAAGAAUCAGUGAUUCAGCUGCAGCUAACAGUACUGAUCACCAGAGGACAAAGAACUUUCCCACUAUGAUGGAUGUUUUGAAAGACCUAAACAAAGUUCAGUUGCGAGCUGUUGAGAGGUCUCCUGGAGGUACUCCUCUUUCUAGACACAAAAAUGUGCGAAGUUCAGAUUGGGAUCCGGUUGCUGUACUAACUCACGCUCUAAAGCAGAAAUUUGCACAUAAAAAUGAUGACGAAGACGAUUCCUUGGAAAAAGAAAAUAAUUCUUUUGAUAGCUCUGGAUUUUCUAGUCCUUAGGUGCCAGUGGUUGGGCGCUGCAGUCUGAAGCCAAAUACAAAACCCAGCCUUACAAGAAGUGAUGGAAUUAAGCAGGUACCAGCAUGGAAAGCGAGAGCUCAGAUAUAGUGGAGGCUUCCAAGGAAUGUUCAGUGUGUAUAAGUGGUGGGUCUACUUUGAAACUGCUGUAAGGUGCUGUAACGUGUUGUUCCAGAUCGUGCCUUUCCUAUGCUGUUGAAGUUUGGGUGUUGCAGGGUUUGUAAAAUUACCUCUUACUUCUCUUUGGUUUCUCAGUAGCCAAACUUGUGCAUGUGAUGCUUUUAUACGAAGCAUAGAACUGAGAGAAGGCUUCUAUUGCUAUGGAGCAGUGCCUUUGGAAACGGAGGAAUCCAAGAAAGCAGUGUGUGGGGGGAAAAACAAAGAUUUAUUGCUGUGGGAGCUGAGGUAUAUGCUCUGUUUGCACUCCAGUGUAAAUAACAAGGAAGUGUAAACUUUUUGUAAGUGUGUUAUAACUACUGUAUUGUAAUGGUAAUACUUUUUCAUGAGAGUGCCUUGGUUUUCUGUGCAGUUUACUGAUGCAACUCCUUAUUCCAUGUGCAAACAGUUUUCUAAUUUAUUUUGGGUCAGGAGAUGAACUUUCAUAUUUGUGGAACUUUGUGCUGUGAGUAAAUGGCAGGUCAUCUAUUAAAUGCCUGUAAUAUGAGGGAGUUGCAUUCUGAGGUAAAAAAGACCUUGCAGAGAGAUCUGCUUGCACACAGUCUGAAUUCCAUAUGUAAUUAAAUAUUAAUUUCUAUCUUGGCGUGUGCAUGUGAAUUCAGUUUUGUUCACAAGAGCUUAUAAAAUAAAAUUCUCUCUAUAUUGUA